GGACGCGAUGCAACGCCAAUUAUGUGAGGCAUUAGGCCAUGGAUCAAAUUCAGUUGCUGCUGGAAAGAGAGAGCAUUCAUGCACUUGCCAGGUCUCUUUAGCUAGCAGUCGUCCUGUGUCUACUUGUUACCAGGACCAUGUAUGUAUGUAUGUAUGUAUGUAUGUCUACUGCUCCAGGACAGGACAACCACGCCGAGAUAGGUAGGAGAGGCCACCCAGAGGAUGCAACAAUGGCGACGACCGCUAUAUAUACCCCUGCACCCUGCAUCUCCUCCUCCUCCUCCCAGCUGAACCACAAGCAGUGAGCGCUGUCCAUUGUUUGUUUCUCUGUAGAAGAUCAGUAAGAAGAGUUGUGGAGAUGGGGAGGGAUCAGCAGCAGGCAGGUGUUGGUGCGGGCGCGGCGGCGGCGCACCGGGAGAAGGUGAAGCUGUUCAUGGGGGUGCUGGCGCUGCAGUUCCUGCUCGCCGGCUUCCACAUCGUCAGCCGGGCGGCGCUCAACAUGGGCAUCAGCAAGCUCGUCUUCAUCGUCUACCGCAACGUCAUCUCCCUCGCCCUCCUCGCCCCCUUCGCCUACUUCCUCGAGAAGAAGGACAGGCCGCCGCUGACCUUGUCGCUGCUGGCGGAGUUCUUCGUGCUGGCGCUCAUCGGGAUCACGGCGAACCAGGGGUUCUACCUGCUGGGGCUGUACCACCUGUCGCCGACCUACGCGUCCGCGAUCCAGAACAUGGUGCCGGCCAUCACCUUCGUGCUGGCCGCGGUGCUCCGGCUGGAGCAGGUGGACCUGGGCCGGCGGCACGGGGUGGCCAAGGUGGUGGGCACGGUGGUGAGCGUCGGCGGCGCCACGGUGAUCACGCUCUACAAGGGCCUGCCGCUCUUCAGCCACAACCUGCACGUGCAGGCCGUCCUCUCCUGGACCUCCGGCAGCCCCAUCUUCAACUGGACCCUGGGCUGCGUCUUCAUCCUCGGCCACUGCCUCUCCUGGUCGGGAUGGAUGGUGCUCCAGGUGCCCGUCCUCAAGCGGUACCCGGCGAGGCUGUCGGUCAUCUCGCUCACCUGCGUCUUCGGGCUGCUCCAGUUCCUCGUCAUCGCCGCCUUCACCGAGGUGGACCUCAGCCGGUGGAAGGUCCGGUCCGGCGGGGAGCUCUUCACCAUCCUCUACGCCGGGCUGGUUGCCUCCGGCGUUGCCUUCGCGCUCCAGAUCUGGUGCAUCGACCGCGGCGGCCCUCUCUUCACCGCCGUCUUCCAGCCCGUCCAGACCGUCGCCGUCGCCGUCAUGGCCGCCGUCAUCCUCGGCGACCAGCUCUACACCGGAGGGAUCAUCGGGGCGGUGCUGAUCGUAAUCGGGCUAUACUUCGUGCUGUGGGGGAAGAGCGAGGAGAAGAAGACGAGGAGCCAGCAGGACCCGGAGAUGGCGAGGCACCUGCUAGACGGCGGCGCGGCUGGCAAAGAUCAGCGAGUGAGCGCCACCGUGCUGGCGUGAAAGCAGCUGCAGGAGUGGACAUACAUGCAUCCAUUGGAGGUGUGUGUGCUAGCUGAUGCACGUGGGUGUUUGUACCCUAGUACGUACGUGCCAUUUAGUAACUACUACUGCUGUUUUGGGUGUGCAACCAAGAAGAAGACUCGUACUAGUUGACGAUGUGAACUGCAAAAACACUCGGUCAUACUUUCGGUGCCUACUGUGUAUAGCCUUUGUCUUCGAGUUGUGUGUGUAUAUGGAUCGAUAGUUGGGAG
Molecule: messenger RNA, 1731 nt
Organism: Hordeum vulgare subsp. vulgare (domesticated barley)
Lineage: Eukaryota; Viridiplantae; Streptophyta; Magnoliopsida; Poales; Poaceae
Product: WAT1-related protein At3g18200-like
Exons: 3
Coding region: 359-1480 (373 amino acids)
Cellular component (GO): plasma membrane
Molecular function (GO): transmembrane transporter activity
Source: RefSeq, a predicted model, not a curated record